Parasteatoda tepidariorum (common house spider) is the source of this 1389-nucleotide messenger RNA. RefSeq lists its product as uncharacterized. The record is from RefSeq and is a predicted model, not a curated record. Gene Ontology annotation, biological process: DNA integration. NCBI's taxonomy places the organism in Eukaryota, Metazoa, Arthropoda, Arachnida, Araneae, Theridiidae. Gene Ontology annotation, molecular function: nucleic acid binding.
AUGGAUAACGAGGUUCUACCUGGACAUUUUCUUCUCCAUAGAGCAGCUAUAACGAUCCCGAGACUUGAGUUUUUAGCGUGUUUAAUUGCUGCUCGCCUAGCUGAGAAUGUUAAAAAAGACAUAAAAGAAUCAGAUAUUGAAACAUACUAUUGGACUGAUUCCACGAAUGCUCUUGGGUGGGUAAAAAGAGAAGAUUAUUGGGCUACUUUUGUCACCAAUCGAGUAAAGGAAAUUCGAACUAUAUCUCAUCCUAAUGAUUGGCAUUACAUACCUGAAAAAUAUAAUCCUGCAGAUAUACCGUCUCUAGGUUGUACCAUCAAACACCUAAUUGAAUCAAGAUGGUUACAGGGCCCGGAAUGGCUAAAGUAUCCGAAGGAAAGAUGGCCUAAAUCAGUUCAAAUUGAGAUGGACGAGGAAAUUUUAAGUCAAGAGAAGAAGAAAACUGCUAUUGUAAAUACAGAGAAGAUAUGGUAUCAAAACAAGUUUUCUUCAUUCCCUAAGUUUCUAAGAACAAUCUUUUGGGUGAUGCGUUUCCCUUCUAAUGUUAGGAAGCCGAGGUUACAAAGGUAUUCUCUUACACUCACCGUUGAAGAAAUAGAGCAAGCUGAAGUAAUUUUAUUGAAAGCCAUACAAUUAGAAGCUUUUGGAACCGUUUCUAAUCCUAUUUUGAAAUCAUUACAGUCACAAUUGGAUGAAUCUGGUGUACUUCGAGAGACCACCCGCUUGAUUCAACAAGAAGACACCGAUGAUUUUAAACGUCCCAUUGUGCUUCCGAGUAAACAUCCUGUUGUUGAUUUGCAGAUACUUGAACAUCAUCGUAAGUUGAGUCACGCUGGAGUUCAGACCUUAAUGACUCUAUUAAGAGAAAAAUUCUGGGUAAUAAAAUUUAGAGGAACUAUUCGUCGAGUCAUUAGGGGAUGUAUAAACUGCCAACCAUUUAAAGUUCAGAAUGCAGAGGUAUUGCCAGCUCCUUUACCUGAGAAACGUGUGAAAAACGCUGCUGCUUUUGAAAUAACAGGCAUAGAUUUAGGAGGACCACUGUAUUUAAGUAAUGGAGAAAAAACAUGGUUUGUUUUACUUACGUGUGCAAUAAUCAGAGCAGUACACAUUGAACUUGUUCCAUCACUGAUCACUGAAACCCUCUUACUAGCUUUCCGAAGGUUCGUUUCAAGAAGAGGAAGACCCUCUCAUGUCUACUCUAACAACAGCAAAAACUUUAUAGGAGCUAAUAAUAUUUUCCAAUCCAUUAACUGGCAAAAAAUCGAAGAAAUAGCUUCAAUACAAAGAAUUAAGUGGACGUUCAUCCCUCCUACCACCCCGUGGUGGGGCGAAUGGUGGGAGCGUCUUAUUAGAAUGACCAAGGGAAUAUUGCGAAGAGUAUUGGGAUGA